Molecule: messenger RNA, 394 nt
Organism: Anneissia japonica
Lineage: Eukaryota; Metazoa; Echinodermata; Crinoidea; Comatulida; Comatulidae
Product: dipeptidyl peptidase 2-like
Exons: 3
Biological process (GO): proteolysis
Molecular function (GO): dipeptidyl-peptidase activity; serine-type exopeptidase activity
Source: RefSeq, a predicted model, not a curated record
UCAGGUGACUUCUUUGUUGACACGAGCAGGGUGUUUAGUUGCAGUGCAGACCUCACUUUAUUGCAAAUAUGAAACUGAGAGUUUUUGUAUCAGUUAUUGCUUUUUUUGCAAUUAAUAAUAUUACUAGAAGUUUUGCUUACAAGUAUAAUACUAAGUACUUUGAUCAAACUAUCGACCAUUUCAACUUUGCCUCCUAUGGAAGUCAGACAUUUAAGCAGAAAUAUCUGUAUAAUGAUUCAUAUUGGGAUAAAGAAAAUGGCCCAAUAUUCUUCUACACUGGCAAUGAGGGACCCAUUGAGGGUUUUUUGCAGAAUUCAGGACUAGUGUAUGAUCUUGCGGUCAAGUCAAAGGCUCUCAUCGUUUUUGCUGAACAUAGAUUCUAUGGCUCAUCUUU